UUGAAACGGAAUCGGAUGGUUCUCAUUCUAGCCACCGCACUUGUGAGAUAGGUAGUUAGUUGCCCGUUGCCGAUUAUCCGAGGUGAGCGACAGUGCAUGUGAAACAUCAAGAGAAAAAAAUAGUGAUCGAGAAGAGAAAAAAAAACGCAAAGGGAGAGACAGGAAGAAACUUGAGAAACUAUGGCCGUGUCAGCAACUCCGCCGGUGCUUUCCCAAACCUCUACUCUGGAGUCUGGCAGCUUAUUUCGCCCCGAUCCGCUGUAUACAAGCCCAGCCGAGUCCCCGAGACUGACAAGCAGCAUGAUCAACUCUUUCAUCAGCGGAGGAGGCGGUGGAAAUGGAAACGGCACAAGCGGCAAUAACGAGUGCAAAAUGGUUGAGGUGCACGGGGUCAGGGUAGCCUCGUUCAACGUGGACGGUCAAGAACUUAUUUGCCUGCCGCAGGUCUUCGAUCUCUUCCUGAAACAUCUGGUCGGAGGGCUGCACACCGUCUACACCAAGCUGAAGCGGCUGGAUAUAUGCCCCGUCGUGUGCACGGUGGAACAGGUCCGAGUUCUGCGGGGGCUUGGGGCUAUUCAGCCCGGGGUGAAUCGCUGCAAACUCAUCACCCGCAAGGACUUCGAGGCGCUGUACAACGACUGCACCAAUGCCAGCUCCAGGCCUGGCCGACCACCCAAGCGUUCCCUGGGGGUAGCGAUGCAGGAAAGCUCCAGGCUUCUUCCCCACAGUGUCCACGGCCUACUGUCUCCCGGCCUCCUCUCAUCCAUGUCGCCCGGAGUAUUUAUGUGUUGUCCUGCAGGGCUGACGGCUGCAGCGAUGGCCGAGGCUAUGAAGCUGCAGAAGAUGAAGCUGAUGGCCAUGAACAACCUGCACGGAGCCGGCAGCCAGAACGGGACCGAGUCGGAGAACGACGAGCUCAACUCCAACACAGGCGGCAGCGAGUCCUCAUGGGACAAAGAGAAGCUCCAGUCUCCCCCCUCCUCUGGUGCUGCCCACAGCCUGGGUCACGCAGGCCUGUCAGGGCAGCACGGCCUGUCCAGCUCCCAACUCAACUCCCUGCAGCAGAACCACAUACUGGCCAACCGACUGGACCUACCCUUCAUGAUGAUGCCCCACCCCCUGCUGCCCGUCGGCCUGCCUCCUGCGUCUGUUGCCAUGGCAAUGAACCAGAUGAACCACCUGAACACCAUCGCCAACAUGGCCGCCGCAGCUCAGAUGCACAGCCCCUUAUCCAGAGGAGGAGCGUCUGUCAUCAAGUCUGACCCUCGGUCUCUGUGGCAGGAGUGUGUCCAGGACAGCCCUUCUCCAGCCCCCUCCAUGGAGGAAGGUCCUCGCCCGGGCUCCCAGCCCUCCUCACACCCCAGCAGCAGUGCCUCCAGCUCCCCCGCCCCGCACCAACACACCUCCGACCGCCUGGCAGAAGAAGGGCAGCUGGCCCUGCCCAUGAUGAAGCCAGGCUUUGAGAAGAUGGCCCUGGGUGGACAGACCCUGCCUCCAGGCUUCCCUGCCCCCUUCCUCUUCGCCGACGGACUCAACUCUGUGGAGACUCUGCUCACCAACAUCCAGGGUCUGCUGAAGGUAGCCGUGGACAACACCCGUGUGCAGGAGAAACACGUUCAGCAGCAGAGGAAGGAGCUUAAGAUGGAGCUCUACAGAGAGAGAGAGAUGAGAGAGAGUCUGGAGAGACAGCUCUCCUCCGAACUGCACAGCCGAGCCACCAUCCAGAAGCGUCUGAAAAAGGAGAAGAAGGCUAAGAGGAAACUGCAGGAGGCUCUGGAGUUUGAGUUCAAGCGCCGUGAGCAGGUGGAGCAGGCCCUCAAAACAGUCACCUCCCCAGAGAACCUCCGUAUGAGUCUCAACGAGGCAGUGAUACCGGAGGUUGAGCCAGAUCAUAACGGCAGCCAGCAGGAGAACUCAGCUGUACAGGAGAACAGACCCUACACCAAGCCUCCCAUCGUGUACUGAAAGAACUCCAGCUCCUCCAGACCUGACCCACGGCUACCGCUGCUGGCUACGCCAGAGACAGAGCCCUUGGCUGGAAGAGAACGAGCGGAGAAGAGGGGCGACUGAAGGGAGGAAUGGAUCCCCUGAAACUCAUGUACAGGACUGCAGAGAGGGUGUGGUGGGGUGAGAGGUAACACUGGAGUAGCUCUUUUUGCUGCCCCAUCAUCUCACUCCAGCUACUUGUAAAAUCCCUCUAUUUCACUUGUUUGAGAAAAAAAGAGUAAGGACCAUUGAAAAUAAAAUGUGGAUUUUUCUCUACUCCCUGUGAAGCACAUACAGAAGCCUAUCCUCCUUCCCUAUCCUCCUUCCCUAUCCUCCUUCCCUAUCCUCCUUCCCUAUCCUCCUUCCCUAUCCUCCUUCCCUAUCCUCCUUCCCUAUCAUAUUUCUCUCCAAGCUGAUUGCCUCUCAUUAUUAUUAUUGUUAUUAAUUAUUAGUAUUAUUAUUGUUGUUAGUUGUUGAUUCCUCAAAUGCCCCAAUAUGUCCCAAUAGCACAAGUCUUGCAGCGCAUAUAUAGGAUAAUUUCUUCUUAAAGCUUGAAAAUCUGAAGGAGGAUAUGAAAUGUAACAUUCAAGACAAAAUGUGCUUCUUUUCUUAUAUCACCUCUUCUUCAUCAAGUAAAAGAGACUGAAAAACGUUUUUGAAUUUCAAUGCUUUUUCUCUUUUGUCCUCUUUUUUUCUGAAAAAUGUCACUGCUUUGUGUUGACUUGGGAAUGUGUCCUGUCCCUGAACUGAAUGUGUCCUCUCCCUGAAUGUGUCCUGUCCCUGAACUGAAUGUGUCCUGUCCCUGAACUGAAUGUGUCCUGUCCCUGAACUGAAUGUGUCCUGUCCCUGAACUGAAUGUGUCCUGUCCCUGAACUGAAUGUGUCCUCUCCCUGAACUGAAUGUGUCCUGUCCCUGAACUGAAUGUGUCCUGUCCCUGAACUGAAUGUGUCCUCUCCCUGAACUGAAUGUGUCCUGUCCCUGAACUGAAUGUGUCCUCUCCCUGAACUGAAUGUGUCCUCUCCCUGAACUGAAUGUGUCCUCUCCCUGAACUGAAUGUGUCCUGUCCCUGAACUGAAUGUGUCCUCUCCCUGAACUGAAUGUGUCCUGUCCCUGAACUGAAUGUGUCCUCUCCCUGAACUGAAUGUGUCCUGUCCCUGAACUGAAGGUGUCCUGUCCCUGAACUGAAUGUGUCCUCUCCCUGAACUGAAGGUGUCUUGUCCCUGAACUGAAUGUGUCCUGUCCCUGAACUGAAUGUGUCCUCUCUUUUAACUGAAUGUGUCCUUCCCUGAACUGAAUGUGUCCUGUCCCUGAACUGAAUGUGUCCUCUCCCUGAACUGAAUGUGUCCUCUCCCUGAACUGAAUCUGUCCUGUCCCUGAACUGAAUGUGUCCUGUCCCUGUACUGAAUGUGUCCUGUCCCUGAACUGAAUGUGUCCUGUCCCUGAACUGAAUGUGUCCUCUCCCUGUACUGAAUGUGUCCUCUCUUUGAACUGAAUGUGUCCUCUCCCAGAACUGAAUGUGUCCUCUCCCUGAACUGAAUGUGUCCUCUCCCAGAACUGAAUGUGUCCUCUCCCUUGACUGAAUGUGUCCUCUCCCUGAACUGAAUGUGUCCUCUCCCUGAACUGAAUGUGUCCUGUCCCUGAACUGAAUGUGUCCUGUCCCUGUACUGAAUGUGUCCUGUCCCUGAACUGAAUGUGUCCUGUCCCUGAACUGAAUGUGUCCUCUCCCUGUACUGAAUGUGUCCUCUCUUUGAACUGAAUGUGUCCUCUCCCUGAACUGAAUGUGUCCUCUCCCUGAACUGAAUGUGUCCUGUCCCUGAACUGAAUGUGUCCUGUCCCUGUACUGAAUGUGUCCUGUCCCUGAACUGAAUGUGUCCUGUCCCUGAACUGAAUGUGUCCUCUCCCUGUACUGAAUGUGUCCUCUCUUUGAACUGAAUGUGUCCUCUCCCAGAACUGAAUGUGUCCUUCCCUGAACUGAAUGUGUCCUCUCCCAGAACUGAAUGUGUCCUCUCCCAGAACUGAAUGUGUCCUCUCCCUGAACUGAAUGUGUCCUCUCCCUGAACUGAAUGUGUCCUCUCCCAGAACUGAAUGUGUCCUCUCCCAGAACUGAAUGUGUCCUCUCCCUGAACUGAAUGUGUCCUCUCCCUGAAUUGAAUGUGCCCUGUCCCUGUACUGAAUGUGCCCUGUCCCUGAACUGAAGGUGCCCUGUCCCUGAACUGAAGGUGCCCUGUCCCUGAACUGCGUUGUUUGUGUGUGUUUACUGAAAGCUCAGUCUGGAUACCUUUCCCCACUAAUGGUUUCUCUGUUGCUCAGUUCAAAUGUUAUAUUGCUGUUUAAAAGACAGUAUUCCAGUAACCCCUGUUCUGUCCCCCCUCCCCUUUGUUUUUAAAGACAUGUAAAAAUGCUUUAGCAUUGGCUAGUCUGACGUCGUAAUUAAGUGGAUACAUUUGUUGUCAAGAAAAAAAACGUAAGUAAAAUGAAAUACCCUAAUGCAUAUCCGAUGCAAGCAUGCCUGUAGAUACAACACUGGUGGGGAAAAAAAGUUUAAAAAACAUGCCAAUUCAAAUAUAUUUUUUACAAUUUUGGGAUUUUAAUUAUUACCAUGAUCACAACCAGGCAGCUAUUUAAAAUUGUUGACCUUGUUUUAAUGAUGAUAUCACAUCACAGCCGUGCACAAAACACACACAAUGACAAACGUACUUCUGGAAAUCUUGCUAGAUUUUGUUUUGGGUUGUUGUUUGGUUUUGUAGUAAUAAAGAUCUAGAUUCAGA
Molecule: messenger RNA, 4754 nt
Organism: Oncorhynchus keta (chum salmon)
Lineage: Eukaryota; Metazoa; Chordata; Actinopteri; Salmoniformes; Salmonidae
Product: dachshund homolog 2-like
Exons: 11
Coding region: 181-1965 (594 amino acids)
Source: RefSeq, a predicted model, not a curated record